Macadamia integrifolia is the source of this 4451-nucleotide messenger RNA. Its product is annotated as putative disease resistance protein RGA3. NCBI's taxonomy places the organism in Eukaryota, Viridiplantae, Streptophyta, Magnoliopsida, Proteales, Proteaceae. Gene Ontology annotation, biological process: protein phosphorylation; defense response to other organism. Gene Ontology annotation, molecular function: ATP binding; protein binding; protein tyrosine kinase activity. The transcript is spliced from 2 exons. The record is from RefSeq and is a predicted model, not a curated record. The coding region runs from base 286 to 4236 and encodes 1316 amino acids.
UACAACCCUUUGUUAUCGACGCAGAGAGUCGCCGUGUAGAGAACGAAGCAAUGAAGUAUUGGCUAAUUGAGGUCAAAGAGGCAGCUUUUGAAGCUGAAAAUCUAGUGGACGAAUUCGAAUUGUUGUUUCUGAGGAAUAAGGAAGAUAUUGGAUGAAAUUCUUGAGAGGAGGGUGAAGCUCCAUUCUGCAACAAAGGAUGUUGAGGAAGGACUACCCUGUUAUCCAAUAGGACGCAAUACGGGGUCCUGUUGCGUUGGAACUGUAGUUUUUGGAAGGGGUGAUGAAAUGGAGAGGGUAGUGGCUUGGUUACUAUCUGUUUUGUAUGAGAAAAUCUCUGUAUUGCCCAUUGUUGGUAUUGGGGGGCUUGGGAAGACGACCCUUGCUCAGAUAGUUUACAAUGAUCAUCGGGUGUGUCAACACUUUGAGUCUAGAGUUUGGGUAUCAGUGGGUGAAGCUUUUGAUGUGGCACAAAUUGGGAAAGAUAUUAUAGAAUCUGUAACUGGGAGAGCAUUUAAUCUUUCGGGUAUGGAGUCAGUGGGAUCUUCACUUUUAAAUUUACUGGCUGGGAGAAGAUUCUUGAUUGUGUUUGAUGAUGUUUGGAAUGAAGACCUUGAGAAGUGGAACCUAUUGGAAUCUUGGUUAAGCCGAUGUGCUAACGGAAGCAAAAUCCUCGUUACUACUCGUAGCGAAAAGGUUGCUGGAAUGAUGAGCACUACUGCUUUGCUGCGUUUGGGGCUUUUAUCAGAUUAUGAUUGUUGGUCUUUGUUUAGGCAUCAGGCGUUUAUUGACACUGAUGUUGAGGGUUUCUUUGAAAUUGGCAAGAAAGCUGUUUCAGAGUGUAAAGGUUUGCCUUUAGCAGUGAAAUCUCUUGGUACUCUAGUGAGCUCCAGAAGAGAAGCAGGUACGUGGUUGUCUGUCAUAGCUACCAACAUGUUUACAUUACAAACAGUUGAUGAGUGUAUUUUGCCAGUUCUGAAAUUGAGCUAUUAUCAUUUGCCAUCACAUCUGAAGCAAUGCUUCGCGUACUGUUCAAUAUUUCCGAAGGAUUAUGCCAUCAACAAAGAGAAGCUGAUCCAGUUAUGGAUGGCUGAAGGUUUCAUCCAAUCACCUCAAGGAAGUAGAACUUUGGAGGAUGUUGGGAAUGAUUAUAUCGUGGAUUUGCUGCAACGGUCAUUCUUUAUAGAUGUAAAAGAAGACGAUUUAGGUAAUAUGACUGAGUUCAAGAUGCAUGUUUUUAUUCAUGAGCUCGCACAAUCUGUUUCAAGGAUGGGAUCCUCAAUUGUAGAGGCUGGAUUUGUAGGAAAGAUAUCUGAAUCUGUAUGUCAUGCCUCCUUGAUUUGUGAUUCCAGUUUGUCUACUAUUCCAGAAGCAUUGGGCAAAGAUAAAAAUCUACGGACGUUGCUUCUAUUAUCUGCUAAGGACAUAAGUAGGAUCCCUUCAAAUGCGUUCUUAAACUUUAGAUGGCUACGGGUUUUAGACUUGAGUCGAACUGGCAUUGGAAAGCUGUCCACUUCCAUUGGUACCCUGGAACAUUUAAGGUACCUUGACCUCUCUCACACCCAUAUUAAAACUCUGCCAGAAUCUGUUGUCUCUCUGAGGUAUUUGCAGACACUGAAACUUGCAGGUUGUUGUUGUCUAAAGGAGUUACCGGAAGAUAUAAAAGAAAUGACCAACCUCAGGCAUCUUGAUAUUUGGUUGUGCAGUAUAUUAUCUCGAAUGCCAUCAGGAAUUGGGCAACUAAGUUCCCUUCAGACAUUGUCAACAUUUAUUUUGGAUCAGAAAAAUCGGUGUACCGUAGCAGAGCUGGGUAACCUCAACAUUCGAGAUAAAUUAGAGAUUAAGAAUCUUCAGUAUUUGAGAAAUUUGACAGAUGCUAGAGAAGCAAAUCUGAAGGAUAAGCAAAAACUCCGCUCUUUGGGACUGACAUGGGGCAAUGACUCUGAUGUCAGCUUGGAAAGCUCUUAUGCUGUGUUACAUUGCCUUCAACCUCCCUCGGACCUUAAAGAGUUGUCUAUAAAAGGAUAUGGCAACAUUGAGUUUCCAUUGUGGAAGGAGGAUACUCUGCUCUUAAAUCUUGUAAAGAUUUCCCUGAUCAAUUGCAGAAAUUGCAAACUUCUUCCACAACUUGGGAAGCUUCUCUUCCUUAAGGAGCUUUAUUUAAAAGGGAUGAUUGCACUAAAGUCUAUUGGCUAUGACUUUUAUGGGAAUGGUGUAAUCAGAGGAUUCCCUUCAUUGGAACAACUUGAGUUUUAUGAUAUGCCUAAUUUGGUUGAAUGGUUGAGUUUAACUGAAACAGAAGAAGGGUCAAGUUCAACUGCAACAAAAGCAUUCCCUUGCCUCAAGACACUUGUGGUGCAAGGAUGUCCUAAACUAACCAGCUUACCAUUACUUCCAGCUCUUAAAAAGCUGGCACUGUGGAAUAGCAGUGAGAUGGUACUGUGUUCAGUAUCCAAGCAGACCUCACUUUCUUCCCUGGGGAUUAAUGAAUUUGAAGAGAUUAGUUCUUUCCCAAAGGGGUCAGGAGAGUUGAGUUCUAUCGAGAAACUGACAAUUUAUAACUGUCAGAAUCUCAUAUAUUUGUUAGAGGAGGGAUUGCAAGCAUUGACCUCUGUUAAACAUUUGAGUAUACAAUACUGUAAUAAACUGAACUCUCUGUCCAAUGGGUUGAGGUUUCUCGUUUCUCUUCAGAAAUUAGUCCUAAAGGAGUGUGAGGAGCUGGCUUUUCUUCCAGAGGUUAUGCAAGAGCUACCGAGACUUGAAGAAUUAAUUAUUGAUGCCUGCCCAAAGCUGGCUUCGUUGCCAAGUGAUAUUCAAUACCUUACUUCGCUUCAAAACUUGAUAAUUAGAAAGUGUCCCAAUUUGGGAUGUUUGCCUAUGGGAUUUGAAAAUCUCUCUCAACUUGAAUAUCUGUUCAUUGCUGGAUGUCCACAAUUGGAGAGAAGAUUAAAGGAGGGAGGUGGAGACUCAGAAAUGAUAGCUCAUAUUCCUUGUGUCAUUUUUAAUGACUGCAAUGACCAACAGGGAUCAGUGGAGUAUUCUGAAUCAUUGAAGAGCCAGAGGAGUCAGACUUCAUUGAAGCAUGCCAGCAAGCCUGAGGAAUUAAUGUCAUUGCAGCUUUCCACUGCCAACUCCAAAUUUUCUUUCUGGAACAAGAUCGGUGCUCCGUUGUAUGCUUUAAUGCAGAAGGGCAAGGCCCUAGCAGCAAAGCGUUAUAGUACUUCAUCUGAACCUGUCAUUGUGGUUGAGAAAUUCAUGCUAUCACAGCUUUCCCUGGCCACGAAAAACUUCUCAUCAGAGUAUAAGAUCUGGAAUGAUGCUUAUGGAACACUGUACGGGGGCAAGCUUGUUGAUGGACGUGAGGUGGCAAUUAAUAGAUGUACUAAUGAUUCGGGCUUGACAAAAUAUUUUUCAGAACUCCAUUUCUUGUCACGCCAUCACCACAAGCAUUUGAUCAGUCUGGUAGGGUUCUGUAGCGAUGGUGGGAUUUCUCUUGUAUUCAAUUACAUGGAAAAUGGCACACUCUUUGGUCUCCUACAUGCUGAGAAUAACAUCUACAGGGGUAUCAGUUCUUUUAAUUCUUGGCCAAUGAGGAUCAAGAUUUCAUUAGAUGCUGCAAGAGGGAUUGAAUUCCUUCACAAGUAUGCUGACCCACCCUUGAUUCAUAGAGACAUCAGGUCUUCCAACAUUUGGCUUGAUGCAAAUUGGACAGCGAAACUAUCUGGUUUUCAUCUCGCAAUGAAUGUGUCAGAAGAAGACUCAGAACUCGAGGUUUUUCCCGUGGCAGGAACACUCGGGUACAUUGAUCCUGAGUAUGCAAUUCAGGGUUUUCUGACAAUGAAAAGUGAUGUAUAUAGUUUUGGAAUAGUGUUGCUUGAACUUUUGACGGGCAGGAACGUACAUAAAUUCUUUGACGAUCAAGAACCAACAAUAGAGUUAGCUUUGCAAAAGAUUUUAGCAGGAGAGCUGGACACAGUGUUGGAUGCAAGAGUACGGAUACCAGGAACAAAUGAGGCCGUUGCACUGGAUCUGGUGGCAGAUACGGCAGUUCAGUGUGUGAAUAAAAAGGGGGAGGAGCGGCCCACAAUAACGGGUGUCCUUGCCAAUUUGGAGAAGGCUCUGGCUCUCUGCAAUGGCAGACAGGGCACCCAUGACAGAGCAGUCAGCCAUGGCAGCCAUGGUAGACAGGUCAGCCAUGGCAGCCACGGUAGUAUCUCUUCCUCCCUUAGUGGUAGAUAAAUUGGCAUGUUUCUGAAUUAAAAUGAAAGAAAUUUUUUGUAAGGCUUCAGACCUCUUCUUUUACAGUUUAUUUUUUAUUUUCUCGGUUCCCCUUUCUUUUGUAGUUGUGGGGGGUUUCUGUUCAUUCCCUGAGGCUGCACUUUUGGUAUUCUCCUAUUAUUUUCAAUAGAAGGAUUAUGAAAGAGAAGUAUCAACAGUGUGUUCUGAGCCAUCAA